Molecule: messenger RNA, 1065 nt
Organism: Trichoderma aggressivum f. europaeum
Lineage: Eukaryota; Fungi; Ascomycota; Sordariomycetes; Hypocreales; Hypocreaceae
Exons: 5
Coding region: 1-1065 (354 amino acids)
Molecular function (GO): nitronate monooxygenase activity
Source: RefSeq, a predicted model, not a curated record
AUGGCGACUUCAAAGAUUCAGCAGUGGUUUCCAUGGGUGGAAUCGCCAGUGAUAGCCAAUGCGCCCAUGGCUGGCGUCGUCAGCGCGGAACUUGCCGCUCAAGUUGCCAAAGCAGGCGGGCUCGGCUUCCUGGGCUGCAUCGCCGACGUCAGCGAUAACUCGCCCCAAAUCACCAAACUGGACGCCGACCUCACCAAGAUUCGACAGCUUCUGGGAGACGCCGCCACCACGCCCUCGGGCCACCUCGGCAUAGGCUGCGGCUUCCUCUCAUGCCACAGCUCCAUAGGCAACUUUGCGGCGACGGCGCUGCCCGUGAUCCAGAGGCACAAGCCCGCGGCGGUGUGGCUGUUCGCGCCGCACGAGAGCAUCCGGCCGCAGAAGGAGAUUGUGCGGCUGCUCAAGGGGCUGGAGACGGCGCCGAGGGUGUUUGUCCAGGUGGGCAAUGUGAGGGCGGCGGAGGAGGCCAUCAAGGAUGGGGCGGAUGUGAUUGUGUGUCAGGGGACGGAUGCUGGGGGGCAUCAGUUUGUGAGGGGGAUGGGGGCGGUGCCGUUGCUGGCUGAGACGAGGAAGUUGGUUGAUGAUAAGGGGUAUAGUCAAGUUGUUCUGUUUGCGGCGGGAGGUGUUUCGGAUGGCAAGGGCGUGGCGGCGAUGUUGACGCUCGAAGCUGAUGGCGUUGUCUUGGGCACAAGAUUCACCGUUGCCGAAGAAAGUCUCAUGCCCGAGUUCCGCAAGAAGAUCAUCCUCGACACCACUGACGGCGCCCUUUCCACCCUCAAGUCCCCCUUCAACGACCAGAUUGCCAACUCGGGCCUUUGGGGAUCCCUCUACGACGGCAGAGCGGUUGUUGGACCCAUUCACGAAAAGUUUCUUGCUGGGGCGUCGUUUUACGACUGCUGGAGGAGCUUGCAUGAUGAUCAUCCACCCGAGGAGAGUGAGAAGUUGAUCAACACCUGGGCCGGCGCCGGCAUUGGGUUGGUGACGAAGGCGCAGCCUGCAGGUGAGAUUGUACGUGAAGUUCGUGAGGGAGCCAAGCAGGCUAUUCGAAAGGUUGCCUCUCGUGUAUAA